Molecule: messenger RNA, 975 nt
Organism: Vigna radiata var. radiata (mung bean)
Lineage: Eukaryota; Viridiplantae; Streptophyta; Magnoliopsida; Fabales; Fabaceae
Product: reticulon-like protein B9
Exons: 5
Coding region: 39-707 (222 amino acids)
Source: RefSeq, a predicted model, not a curated record
UGGUAGAGUCAUGACACAAUAUCAGUGAAGAAGAAACUAUGGCGAACGAUACAUCAUCUGAUUCUGAUAAUGAAAUUAUCGGAGCACGAGUAAAGCUCUUUGGACAUGAAAAACCGAUACAUCAAGUUCUUGGAGGAGGAAAAGUGGCAGAUAUACUGUUAUGGAGGGACAGAAAUUUAUCAGCUGCGCUUUUGGGAGGGAUGACAGUGAUAUGGUUUCUAUUUGAGAUUGUUGAGUACAAUUUCGUGACUCUCCUUUGUCACAUUUCCAUCACCACCAUGCUUGUGCUAUUCAUAUGGUCCACAGCUGCAGAUAUAUUCAAAUGGAAACCUCCCCAGAUUCCAGAUAUUAUUUUACAAGAAUCUUUCUUCCAAGAUCUUGCUUUCAUUCUCCACAGAAGAUUCAACCAGUUACUACCAAUGCUCCUCCAUAUUUCAUGUGGAAUAGACCUGCCAAUCUUUCUUCUGAACAUUGUGUCCCUCUAUAUUUUCUCAGUGAUUGGAAGCUACUUCAGCUUUGUCAAUCUGCUAUAUAUUGGUUUCCUGUGCGUGCACACGCUGCCAAUUGUGUAUGAACGAUAUGAGGAAGAAAUCAACAAUUGGGUGAGCGAUAUUAUAAUCGUUCUCAGAAAAAACUACAGGAGCUUUAAGAAGAACUACCUCAACAGAAUUCCCAGAGGACCAGUGAAGCCAAAGAAAACUCAAUAAACUGUUACACUUACACUCAUCCCAACUUCAAAAUAUAGAUAUUGUGCAUUACAUAAAUAGCUGCUAUGAGAGAUACAAUGGUUAUCACCAGAAAAACAUACAUAAGAUGUUUAAGUUUCUCUCCAAAAAAGCCAUACAAUGUAAUAAUUUUAUUUUUCAUACAUGUCCAAUUGUGUUAUUCAAUGGUGUUUACACGGAUUGUGUGUGAUAUACUUUUCAAUGAAAUCUAAUUGUUAUACUUUUCUUCACUAAACAAUAUAUCGUGCGU